GCCAAACCCAAAAGCCAAAAGCCAAAAGCAAUCAGGCUUCUCGACAGCUCAGCCAACAGGUCAGCCAGCCAACAGACAUCGAACCAAUCCCACGCUCUCAAGCAAGCUCACAAAAACGAAAUUCCCACUUUCAAACCCUCCUUUCAAGUAGUGUCAAGGGUUGGUCUUGAUUCUAUUCUAUUCUUCUAUCGAUACUUCUAUCAAUACUUCUAUUCUUCAUACUUCACUUUAGCUAGCUAGCUAGCUAAAAGAAAGCAGUCCAAGCUAUUAGCUAGCUAGAGAUUGAUCAUUCAGAUAUUAAUACCCACCAUGAUGAUCAAGAUGACCAUGAAUCUCAAGAUGAUGAAUCUCAAGAUGCUCAAUCAGGUUCAGGUGGUUGUGUGCUGGUUGUUUCUACUGAUGAGCUUGAAUACUAGUAGUACUAGUACUAGUACUAGUCAAGUGAAUGCCCACAUGGGUGAAGCAGAGCACCACAGCGCCCAUGACUUUAACGUGACUACCGAUGCCAAUGGCUGUACCACUGUGGUCCACCGCCAAGAUCCACUGCUCCACAAACCCGUCUACCGCGUCGGAGUCUACGCCAGCGAAGGCGAUCAAGCGGCGUUCGAUUUGUACGGAAAGUUGUUUUCCGAAUAUCUCACUGAGACGGCGGGAAUCCGAUUUGACCCUCCCAUUCGCUUCGAGUUGGUGCCCGUCUCACUCAGUCAGCUCAUGGAACAAGCCCAAGAAGAGGAGGUAGAUUUCCUAUUUGGCAGUUCCGCCGUCUUUUCCUGCAUGGCCACAGAAUACCAAGCUCAAGCACUGGUCACGAUCAUCAAUCGCAGAGAAUCCAGAGGUCAUUCCUAUGACUUGGAUCUGUAUGGAGGAGUCAUGUUUGUCAAAAAGGACAAUCAUCAAGUCAAUACCAUUCAAGACUUUAUAGGCAGGACCAUUGGGGCAGGUUCCAUUACUGCCAUGGGAGGAGGACAGACUCAGUUCUACAGUCUAUUUGUCAAUGGAGUUUCUUACGUGGCUGAUCCCAAGCAAGUCAUCUUUACCAAGGAUGAACGACUCGUUGUACAAGGUCUACUGGAUGGAGACUUUGAAAUUGGAUUUGCAAGGACCGAUCAAAUUGAACGACACACGGAUGAACGGGGAAGACCUCUUCCAGAUGACACCUUCAAGAUCAUCAAUCCACAAACACACGUCCUAGACGAUGGAACCAUAUUCCCAUUCGUAUCAUCCACAGGACUGCAUCCAGAAUGGCCCGUGGCAGCACUCCAUCACACGGACAAGACGGUCUCCAAGGAAGUUCAGGAAGCACUACUGGCAUUGACAGAUCAUGCCAUGUCCAUUGAUCUACAAGAAAAUCUACUUUGUCACACUACGCCACACAUUGCACAACUUGCCCUCGAUGCGGCCACCAGUGGAUACUUUACAGGAUUUCGGACUGCACGAUCGUACUUUGGAGUACGGACCAAACAAGAAUCGGCAGGAUUCAUUUCCAAGGAUCCAGUCUCGGGGGAUCUACACUGCAUUCGAGGAGAUACCCUCUAUCAAGAUAUUCAGUGUCCUCCAGAGCACUACAAACUACCCAAAGAUGAGUUUGAUCGCUCUUGUGAAGUGGCUGGUCUCGAGUGUAAGGAAGGAUACGAGUGCUUUUGUCAACCCUGUAUCAAGGCAUUUGAAGUCGAUGUCUUUCAGUACAAUGAAAACAGCGACGGCGAACCGAAUACUAUGCUACAUUUGGCAGGCGGCAGCAACAAUGCAACCACAGCGGUCGCUGCUGCUAGUGCUAGUGCUGUUAAGCAAAGUGGAUGUUCCAAAAUGAGUGUGUGCGGAGAAGUACAACAGACCAAGGAAAUCACGCUCCGGGCCAUUGACAAUGUCGAACGAAAAAACGCGCGGGUAGAAGCCAUCAUUCACAUGGAACGGUACGAUAUAACGCUCGAUGUGUACCGAGUCGGACCCUACACCUACGAAAUGACGUGGGGUUAUCCAGAAGUCGGGGUCGGCAUUCUUGAGGUCUUUGUCAAUGGCGUACAAAUCCCAGAGUCGCCUCUACGAAUUACAGUCAUCGAACGAGAUUGCAGCAUCGAUUUUGGAGGACGAAACAUGGCUGCGGACGCCAGUGGAAAUUGCCAGUGCGCCGACUCGACGAUUGAGAUUGGAGGGGAAUGUAUUGAUGUUGCCAUCUUUGCCGUCUCGGGAUCCAUCGUGGGAUUAGUCAUCAUUGCCAUUGCCACUAUCUUGUACAUUCGACACAAGAAUCGAAAGAGCGAUGAAGUCUGGCAAGUUUUCCCUGAAGAGUUACACUUUGAUGAUCCUGUUGAAGUCAUUGGACAAGGUUCCUUUGGUGUGGUGGUCUUGGCGGAAUACCGAGGAACCAAGGUGGCUAUCAAACGAGUGCUCAGCUCUCAAAAGAAGAAGGAAGGUUCAAGGGCUGGUACGCAUAGCGGUGGUCGCAGCGGAUCACGCAGCGGUGGUCGCAGCGGAUCACGUAGCAGUGGUCGGAGUCCCAGCACUGAUGGGAGAACAAGCACAGCCGCCAAUCUCGAAAACAUGGGGUUCAACAACGAAGGUUCUGUAGUCGUGGCAGCGGAGGCGUCUAAUACGACGGGCAUUGGUGGUGCCUCCGUUGGGACACAUAGCUCCCACGGCUCGAACGAAGUCGCUGAUCUCGAGGUCGGGACCGUUACAUCGGGUCCACUGGAGAACAGCGGCAUUUUACUCUCCCACGAAACCGGUGGCAUUGGUUCCAAUCUUGUCGCGAAUGACAAUAGCGACUACGUGAGUCGUCGUUUCAGCCUAGCCUUCUUGAACCGUGAACUCAAGGGAAAGAAAAGCAAGUGGGCAAAACUAUUCCCCUGGUGCUUUGGCGACGGAAAUGGCUAUCAAUCCAGGACACUCCACGAAUCUGUUCUCGGUUCAGCAAGUGCCGCAAGAUCCAGUAGAGUGGGCCAAAUGUUUUGCCCCUGUAUCAACAACACCGCUAGGCUACAUGCAGAAUUCAAGACGGAAAUGAGAGUGUUGGCUAGGUUGAGGCAUCCCUGUAUCACCACGGUUAUGGGCGCCGUCCUGACGCGACAUCAUGAUCCCGUCAUGGUCAUGGAGUACAUGGAAUAUGGCUCGCUUCAUGAUUUACUUCGCAACGAUACUAUGCUCCUGACUGGAGAAAUCAUCUUGCAGAUAACUCGAGAUCUUGCCCAAGGAUUGCGCUUUUUGCAUGCAAAUAAACCGCAGCCAAUCUUGCAUGGCGAUCUCAAG
Seminavis robusta is the source of this 3246-nucleotide messenger RNA. NCBI's taxonomy places the organism in Eukaryota, Bacillariophyta, Bacillariophyceae, Naviculales, Naviculaceae. The record is from the annotation of a GenBank genome assembly.